This is a messenger RNA of Bombina bombina (fire-bellied toad), 2325 nucleotides long. It is a transcript of the gene HKDC1, whose product is annotated as hexokinase domain containing 1. Gene Ontology annotation, molecular function: mannokinase activity; glucokinase activity; D-glucose binding. Gene Ontology annotation, biological process: intracellular glucose homeostasis; glucose 6-phosphate metabolic process; glycolytic process. Lineage: Eukaryota; Metazoa; Chordata; Amphibia; Anura; Bombinatoridae. Gene Ontology annotation, cellular component: cytosol; mitochondrion. The record is from RefSeq and is a predicted model, not a curated record.
AUGUCGACCACAUUUACUCCUGCAACGAAGGACACUGGCAGGAUUCUACGCCAACAGUGGCCCAUUUUGUCUUCAGAUCCAAAGCUUACGUUCACCCAUAACUUAAGUCCCAUGUGCACAAACGUGGAAGUCCUGGCCCUGGUAAAUGACACUGUGGGCACGAUGAUGACCUGUGGCUACGAUGACCAGCUGUGUGAAGUUGGCGUUAUUGUUGGAUCAGGAACCAAUGCCUGCUACAUGGAAAACCUCAGCAACAUUGACCUUGUGGAGGGGGAUGAGGGCAGAAUGUGCAUCAAUACAGAGUGGGGUGCCUUUGGAGACGAUGGCUCCUUGGAUGAUAUAAGAACAGAGUUUGAUAAAGAAAUAGACUUGGGAUCAAUGAAUCCAGGAAAACAACUAUUUGAGAAGAUGAUCAGUGGUCUCUACAUGGGAGAACUUGUCAGGCUUAUACUCUUAAAAAUGGCAAAGCAAGGCCUCUUGUUUGCUGGGAAGACGUCAACUGCUCUGCGUACAAAAGGCAAAAUUCAAACAUGUCAUGUGGCCUCCAUGGAGAAAUACAAUGAAGGAUUAUAUAAUACUCAUCAGGUUUUGUCUGACCUGGAGCUGGAUCCAUCAGAGGAUGACUGCAUAGCUGUGCAACAUGUCUGCACCAUAGUUUCUUUCCGAUCAGCCAACCUCUGCGCAGCAGCUCUUGCCGCCAUCCUGAAUCGCCUUCGCAAAAAUAAAAAGCUGGAGAGAAUGAGGACAACAGUAGGAAUGGAUGGAACGGUUUACAAAACCCACCCUCAGUACGCUAAACGCCUGCACAAAGUGGUGAGGAGAUUAGUCCCCAACUGUGACGUUCGCUUUCUACUCUCAGAGAGCGGUAGUGGGAAGGGGGCCGCAAUGGUCACUGCAGUAGCUUGCAGAUUACUGUCCCAACACCAACAAAUCAAUGAGGUUCUGGCGGUGCUGAAACUCACCGAUAAGAACCUCUCUGAUGUUAAAAUGAGAAUGAUGCAAGAAUUUAAAAACGGACUGAGAAAAGAAACUCACGCCACAGCAUCUGUGAAAAUGUUACCAACGUAUGUUUACGGCACACCGGACGGAACAGAGAAAGGCAAGUUCCUGGCCCUAGACCUGGGUGGAACAAACUUCCGUGUCCUACUUGUAAAGAUUCGAAGUGGACGUAGACGCUAUGUACGAAUGUACAACAAGAUCUUUGCUAUUCCUUUGGAAAUCAUGCAAGGGAGUGGUGAAGAGCUAUUUGACCACAUUGUGGAAUGCAUCGCCGAAUUCCUGGAUUACAUGGGGAUUAAGGGGGCCCCUCUGCCCCUAGGAUUCACCUUCUCCUUCCCUUGCAAGCAGGAGCGCAUUGAUAAGGGAACACUUGUCAGCUGGACUAAAGGAUUUAAGGCCACAGAGUGCGAGGGGCAUGAUGUUGUUGAUAUGUUGCGAGACGCCAUUAAAAGGAGGAAUAUAUGAGAAGAUGACCAGUGGCAUGUACCUGGGAGAGAUUGUCCGGCAGAUCCUUAUUGACCUAACCAAGCAUGGCCUGCUAUUUCGGGGGCAGAUAUCUGAGCGCCUGAGGACCAAAGGAAUAUUUGAAACCAAAUUCUUAUCUCAAAUUGAAAGUGACCGUCUGGCUCUUCUUCAAGUUCGAAGGAUUUUGCAGCAGCUGGGACUAGACAGCACUUGUGAUGACAGUAUAAUUGUGAAGGAGGUUUGUGGUGCCGUGUCACGUCGAGCAGCCAUGCUGUGUGGAGCAGGACUGGCGGCUGUGGUGGAUAAAAUCCGUGAAAAUCGCGACCUUGAUCAGCUCAAGAUCACAGUGGGUGUGGAUGGGACCCUGUACAAGCUUCAUCCUCACUUUUCCAGGAUUCUGCAGGACACUGUACGCAAUCUGUCCCCUCAGUGCGAUGUUACAUUUAUGCUGUCAGAGGACGGAAGUGGAAAGGGCGCUGCACUGAUCACUGCGGUGGCAAAACGGUUUCAUGGCCGUGGUGAUGAAACAGAGACCCAGAAGAGCAACCAAGAAUAGUUACUGGAGCCGCAUGUUACGGGGCCUCGGGGAUCUACAAACAGUUAUAUCUGGUAGAUAAAGUAAGACAGUAAGUGGCACCUCCACCUCUAAUGCAGUAACGCUACGCCAGGGAACCAGGAUCCAUUCUAUUAUUGAUGAGAAAUAAACAGCUGGAAGUCCGUUUGCACUAAUACGUUAUAGUUCUCUGUAAAACGAUGAGUUUGUAACUAUUUACGUUAUUUUUACAACACCUGACAAAUAAUAAUCUGAUUUUUUCCUGUAAUAUCAUUUUCUACAAAUAAAAUCUCUCUCUCUCUAAUAUA